AUGACCAAAGAACUGCUCCGCUGGGAAGACAGCCCUGGUNNCUUGCACCACUGUCCCAAGUGCCAGACUCCCUUGAACAACCCAAGAGCCAAAAACACCUGCUACCUCAAGCAUGUGGAGAUAUGCCCACUGUUUCACCAGCACUUCUUCAUGAUCGGUAAGUCGACCUGCUCUACCCGCGAUCUCAUUCGGCGUUUUUGUUUGUUUUCCCUGGUUUGCGAUUUUCGAAGAACCAGAGCAUUGAAAGAUCGCGAAACUAAUACUGGUAAAUACNNAGGCCAGGCACACAACUGCGAUACCUGUCGCCGCAACAACAGUGCCCACAAUGAGCGCCACAGACAGCUUGCCUUGCUCCUCCGCCAACUGGUCCAACUUCAGCAAGAACAAGGCAUUGAGCCCAGCGGCNNUUCCCUAGCUCCCCCUUUCUCGCCUACCAGCAAAAGAGCUUCCAACUCCUGGUCCGCCGACUCCGACCCCGAGACUACUCCAAAGCUCAAGAAGCGAGAGCGUAAGAAGGCGAAGAAACGCAUCAAAGCGUUAAAAGGAGGAGACGCCCUCACCGCAGCCGAAGUGGCCGUUAUCGCCACGGCUCUGCACCCUCCCUCUCGCAACGACAGCACCUCUUCGACUUCGUCCUUGUCGACCAAUGCUACCGACAGCAGCAGCCAGAGUACCGAUAGUGAUGACUCUGUGCCCAUCCCUGGCUCGCCCAAUUCACCCACCAGCCCCGUUCCUGAGAGCCCAUCCUUCAAUCACCUCAUGAACGCAAACAAAGCCUUNUGCCCCGAUGUCAACGGCAAACUCAACUCUGCUCGUAUGUCUCUGCAGAAACAACUUCUCUUCGUACUGGACGAGACUUACCCUCCUUUGGACAUCUCGGUCGAGAAUGCCAUGCAUGCUCUCAACAUCCCUGAUAUCGACGCCAAGACACCCAAAUGUGUUGUUGAGCUUGUGGCAAAGAUCAAGGAGGCUGUCAAAGAGGAUCUGUUCUGCGCCGAGUGUGAUGUGCGCAAGUUCCGUCUCAGAGAGGCUGGAUGGUAUCGCUUCGUUAACCGCAGCGUGUUGGCUUUGAAGGAGGAGUGA
Molecule: messenger RNA, 1083 nt
Organism: Aureobasidium musti
Lineage: Eukaryota; Fungi; Ascomycota; Dothideomycetes; Dothideales; Saccotheciaceae
Source: the annotation of a GenBank genome assembly